Messenger RNA from Pieris brassicae (large cabbage white), 2351 nucleotides. RefSeq lists its product as uncharacterized. NCBI's taxonomy places the organism in Eukaryota, Metazoa, Arthropoda, Insecta, Lepidoptera, Pieridae. The record is from RefSeq and is a predicted model, not a curated record. The transcript has a single exon. The coding region runs from base 520 to 1257 and encodes 245 amino acids.
UAGGGUUUUUUUCCAGAAAUUUUUCGAUUUUUUCUCGCCUUUUAAACCUACCCUAGACCUCCACAAACAUUUCAAGACUUAGAUAAGAUAAAUCCGUUCAGCCGUUCUCGAGUUUUAGUGACUAACGAACAGCAAUUCAUUUUUAUAUAUAUAGAUAGAUAAAUAACAAGCAAACGUAAUUAUUCAAAAGGUAUACAAACUAAUCAACGACUACUAUAGAACCUUAACCUACUACUAAAGAUAGGAAAGUAGACUAUAGUAGACUUUAGCCGUAGUAUCGAGUUCAUUCAAAAUUGUAAUCUUAGCUGUCAGUGCCAAACAACAUUCAAAUUGAAGGUGACAUAUACCAGUCAAAAAUAUCAAAUGUAUUUUUAAAGUUGAAUGUCAAAUGGCGUCCUAGAAAUAUUUAGUUUUUAUAUGUUUGUUUCCAUAAAUUUUGUAAUUUAUAUAGCGACGAAUACAAUUAAUUAUGAAGGAUAAUUUAGUAUUUUCCUAUGAACUGUAAGUUGUAUUAUCAAAAUGGAAGCCCAUUUACACGACGUGCCUGUCCUAAGUACUUUACAACCGAUGCACAUACAUCAACAACAACAAAAUAUAAAUCAGAUAAAUAUUCAACAUCAGCAGCAAGUAGAACCUCUUCCGCCGCCUCCAGAGCACAAGCCAAAAGUAGACAAAAAGAAAAAAGAGGCUAUAGAUGGACAAGCACGCGAAAUUAUAUUCAAAGUAAUAAAAUUCUUCGAAAGCGAAAAGCAAAAUAGAGGAUAUGCAUUUCCAGUGGAAAAUGUAGUAAAACGCGCCUGUGCAGCAACUGGGCUCUCUGAAAGUACAAUAAAACGAAUAAAAAGGGAGGGAUUGCGAGCUGAGGCGACCCAAACUAAAAUGACUGGACCUAAGAAGAAACGAAUGCGAAAAACCAAAGUUCAGUUAGAUUACUAUAAACUGUGUGCCCUGCGGGGCAUAGUAAAUAGUUACGCGUCAAGAAAAGAAGUACCAACGUUAGGUAAGAUUCUAGCUGCUGCUAAACAUGAGCUAGAUUAUAGAGGUGGUAAGGAAUCGCUAAGAUUAAUAUUACUUAAUAAAUUAGGUAUUAAAUUUAAAAAAUGUGAAAAGAAAAAGAGUGUUAAACAAGAAGAGGUUCCUCCACAGUACCAGCCUCCACCUCCAGUAAUGACACAUAUCCAAAUGGAGCCCAUGAAGCCAGAAAACCAUUGUAUUUAUACAAAUAUGAUGCCUCAUGUUCCACCUGUGUCUUAUUAACAGUAUUAGUGUACAUAUGUUCUGAGUAGAAAUAUAUAAUUUACUAUAUUAAUUUGCAUGCACGGCAUGUAUGGUGAUAUAAACAUUGUAAUAAGGUUAGAAUCUUAUUACAAAUUAUAUGUUUUCCAUAGAAUAGAUUCUAUGACAAACAUAUAACAAUCUAAUGAAACAGUUUUUUAGUUUCACAGUAACCAGUGAUUACUUCAUAGAUAUAUAGAGAAGAUUGGCUAUGAUUAUCUUAUAGUCAACAAAGGUUUAUGGUAAGCCCUGUAUAAUGUGUUGAAUAUUAAACAUUUAAUAUACUAUGAAAAUAAUAAUCUUAGUUGUGUGGGCACAGAUUAAUAGACAUAUUUACUGAAAAUAUUAUAUUAUUAUAAUUAUUUUAUAUCUUAAGAUACUCUUGAAAAUAAACUUGUAAUAUGAAACCUCAAGUAUGAACCACUAUUGUAAAAUAUGUAUCUUUAAAUAGGAACUACUAUUAAGUACUAUCAUUAAUUUUACAUGUAUAUAAUUAGUAAUAUGUAUUAAUAAUGCACCUGUUUUGUACUUUUGUAGAAAAUGCAAUAAGUAAAUGAAAUUAAACAAAAUUAUUUUUAUGCACAAUCAUUAAUGUAAUGCUAGAUAUAAAAUUUGUUUUAAAUUGCCUCUGUAAUACUAUUAAAAGCAAGUACCCUGCUUUGUGGAUUUGACUCCCCAUGGUCAUGUCCACAAGCAUUGAAGUCAGUAUUAUCCUAAAUUAUGCUGAGGUUAUCCAAGCAAUGUCAAACUAAGGGUAAAACUCAGAGUCCAGACAGUCCCAGUAUACAUCCAAUAUGUCAGCAAGAUAUGAUAAAGAUUUGACGUACGGGAGUCAUACUUAGCGUAUAGUCUCUUCUCUAAAUAUAACUCUUAGUAUAUGCAGUAGGAAUUUCAUUAUAUAAAUAUCUACAAUAGAUACAAAUCUGGCUCCAAUUUGCAUUUCUAAUUGAAGGCUGGCUGCUGGAUCUGCUGUUGGUUGUUCAUACUUUCAUUAUAUACCCAAGGACUAAUUCUUGGAGAAUAAAAUUAAUUUGUUUGAUCCGACAGUUGACUGCCAGUUUAUUUCAAUAUUACAU